AUGUUUGUUGUUGGGCCGAUCCCGCGGGAAGGGAAGGCGCGCGGCGUGGCUUACAUCCCCUACAUCCCCAACAUCCCCUACGUCCCCUACAUCCCCUACAACCCCUACGUCCCCUACAUCCCCUACAACCCCUACAUCCCCUACGUCCCCUACAUCCCCUACAUCCCCUACAUCCUCUACAUCCCCUACAUCCACUACAUCACCUACAACCCCUACAACCCCUACAACACCUACAUCCCCUACAUCCCCUACAACCCCUACAUCACCUACAACCCCUACAUCCCCUACAUCCCCUACAACCCCUACAUCCCCUACAUCCUCUACAUCCCCUACAUCCCCUACAUCCUCUACAUCCCCUACAUCCCCUACAUCACCUACAACCCCUACAUCCCCUACAUCCCCUACAACCCCUACAACACCUACAACCCCUACAUCCCCUACAUCGUCUACAUCCCCUACAUCACCUACAACCCCAACAUCCCCUACAUCCCCUCAUCCCCUACAACCCCUACAUCCCCUACAUCACCUACAACCCCUACAUCCCCUACAUCCCCUACGUCCCCUACAUCCCCUACGACCUCUACAUCCCCUACGACCCCUACGACCCCUACAUCCCCUACAACCCCUACAUCCCCUACAACCCCUACAUCCCCUACAUCUCCUACAUCCCCUACAUCCCCUACAUCCCCUACAACCCCUACAUCCCCUACAUCUCCUACAACCCCUACAUCCCCUACAUCGCCUACAUCCCCUACAACCCCGACGUCCCCUACGUCCCCUACAACCCCUACAUCCCCUACGACACCUACAUCCCCAACAUCCCCUACAACCCCUACGUCCCCUACGUCCCCUACAUCCCCUACAUCCCCUACAACCCCUACAUCCCCUACAUCCCCUACACCCCCUACACCCCCUACGUCCCCUGCAACCCCUACGUCCCCUACAUCCCCUACAUCCCCUACAACCCCUACAUCCCCUACAUCCCCUACGUCCCCUACAUCCUCUACAUCCCCUACGACCUCUACAUCCCCUACGACCCCUACGUCCCCUACGUCCCCUACAACCCCUACAUCCCCUACGACCCCUACAACCCCUACAUCCCCUACAACCCCUACGUCCCCUACGUCCCCUACAACCCCUACAUCCCCUACGACCCCUACAUCCCCAACAUCCCCUACAACCCCUACGUCCCCUACGUCCCCUACAUCCCCUACAUCCCCUACAACCCCUACAUCCCCUACAUCCCCUACACCCCCUACGUCCCCUACAACCCCUACGUCCCCUACAUCCCCUACAUCCCCUACAUCCCCUACAACCCCUACAUCCCCUACAACCCCUACAUCCCCUACAUCUCCUACAUCCCCUACAACGCCUACAUCCCCUACAUCCCCUACACCCCCUACACCCCCUACAUCUCCUACAUCCCCUACAACCCCUACGUCCCUUACAUCCCCUACAACCCCUACAUCCCCUACAUCCCCAACAUCCCCUACGACCCCUACAUCCCCUACGUCCCCUACAUCCCCUACAUCCCCUACAUCCCCUACGUCCCCUACAUCCCCUACAUCCCCUCAGACCCCUACGACCCCUACGUCCCCUACGUCCCCUACAUCCCCUACAACCCCUACAUCCCCUACGACCCCUACGACCCCUACAUCCCCAACAUCCCCUACAACCCCUACAUCCCCUACAACCCCUACAACCCCUACAACCCCUACGUCCCCUACGUCCCCUACAUCCCCUACAUCCCCUACAACCCCUACGUCCCCUACGUCCCCUACAUCCCCUACAUCCCCUACGUCCCCUACGUCCCCUACAUCCCCUACAUCCCCUACAGCCCCUACAACCCCUACAUCCCCUACAACCCCUACAUCCCCUACAUCCCCUACAACCCCUACAUCCCCUACAUACAUCCCCUACAUCUCCUACAUCCCCUACAUCCUCUACAACCCCUACAUCCCCUACGACCCCUACGUCCCCUACAUCCCCUACAACCCCUACGUCCCCUACAACCCCUACAUCCCCUACAUCCCCUACAACCCCUACGUCCCCUACGUCCCCUACAUCCCCUACAUCCCCUACCUCCCCUACGUCCCCUACAUCCCCUACAUCCCCUACAUCCCCUACAACCCCUACAUCCCCUACGUCCCCUACAUCCCCUACAUCCCCUACAUCCCCUACAACCCCUACGUCCCCUACAUCCCCUACGUCCCCUACGUCCUCUACAACCCCUACAACCCCUACAUCCCCUACAACCCCUACGUCCCCUACAACCCUUACACCCCCUACAUCCCCUACAACCCCAUACAUCCCCUACAUCCCCUACAACCCCUACAACCCCAUACAUCCCCUCCCGUCAUGAGAUUGGACUGGGAGGGGCAUGGUGCACCGCACGACAACGGACUCUGCUGA
Molecule: messenger RNA, 2412 nt
Organism: Petromyzon marinus (sea lamprey)
Lineage: Eukaryota; Metazoa; Chordata; Hyperoartia; Petromyzontiformes; Petromyzontidae
Source: RefSeq, a predicted model, not a curated record